Saprolegnia parasitica CBS 223.65 is the source of this 903-nucleotide messenger RNA. RefSeq lists its product as hypothetical. NCBI's taxonomy places the organism in Eukaryota, Oomycota, Saprolegniomycetes, Saprolegniales, Saprolegniaceae. Gene Ontology annotation, biological process: phospholipid metabolic process. The record is from RefSeq and is a predicted model, not a curated record. The annotation marks the transcript as partial. Gene Ontology annotation, molecular function: phosphatidate phosphatase activity. The transcript has 4 exons.
AUGGCCUGGCAAGAGACCCUGGCGCGCCUCCGCCUCGCCGAGUUCGCUACGAGCACGCUCAUGCUCGUCGUCUCGCUCAUCAUCUCGCUCGCGGGCCUCUACCAACGCGACCUCCUCGUUGUCGCCAUCCCGCUCGACGAUGGCAAGACUGUGUUCGUGCGCGACCCGAGCGUGAACCUCCCAAGCUCGAUCAGCAAGGUACGACGACGACGACGACCUACGAUGCAAUGGCUCAUCCGGACCAUGGUGGCAGUGCCCAUGUACUUGGCCGUCAUCCUCUCGUAUGGCAUCCCCGUGCUUGUCCACGUGCUGCUGCAGUGCAAGCAGCGCAUCGCCCAUGACACGCGCGACUUUUUUCUCUCGUUGUUCGUCUCGUCGGCCAUUUGCCAGCUCGCGACCAACAUCAUGAAGAACCUCGCGGGCCGGUUCCGCCCGAGCUUCUACUCGAUGUGCAAGUGGAACACGUCGGUGGUCUGGGACGGCGUCACCAACCUCUGCACCGACAAGCACGGCGAGACCGAGGGCCGCAAGUCGUUCCCGUCGGGCCACGCGUCAACGGCGUUCUCGACGCUCUUCUUCCUCAGCCUCUACCUCCUCGGGCGCUUCCACGUCGUCGCCCUUCACAAGUACAGCGCAACGUCGACGGCCGGUCGCCAUUUCCUAGCCAACGUCAAGUUUUUCAUCGCCUUCUUGCCCACGGUCCUCGCGAUCUGGAUUGCGGUCACGCGCUCGAUGGACAACUGGCACCACUACUCGGACAUUGCGGCCGGGGCGUUCAUUGGUAUCGUCUCGGCGGUGCUCGGAUAUGCGUACAACUAUGCGUCGCUCUUCAAGUACAAGUCGUCGGGCCUCCCCCUCGAGACGUACCACGAGCAAAAGAUUGCCAAGAGCGACUCGCACGAG